Coturnix japonica (Japanese quail) is the source of this 668-nucleotide messenger RNA. The record is from RefSeq and is a predicted model, not a curated record. Lineage: Eukaryota; Metazoa; Chordata; Aves; Galliformes; Phasianidae.
GACCCCUCCCUCCCCAGGCAUCGCGUCCUUCCAGUGUCUGUUGGGUCUCGGGGUCUGGAACCCGCGUGGGCCCGACCUGAGCAACUGCACCAGCCCGUGGGUCAACCAGGUGGCACAGAAGAUCAAGAGCGGUGAGAACGCCGCUAACAUCGCCAUCGAACUGGCCCGUCACACUCGUGGCCCCGUUUACGCUGGCGACGUCAGCUCGGCCGUGCGGCUCCUGGAGCAGCUCCUGGACAUUCUGGAUGCUCAACUGCAGGCGCUGAGACCCCUGGAGAGGGAGUCGGCCGGCAAGAACUACAACAAGAUGCACAAGCGGGAGCGCACCUGUAAGGAUUACAUCAAGGCCGUAGUUGAGGCCGUUGACAACCUGCUGAGGCCCGAAGCCUUGGAGUCAUGGCGGGAUAUGAAUGGAUCCGAGCAGGCCCACACAGCCACGAUGCUAUUGGACGUCCUGGAGGAAGGAGCUUUCCUAUUGGCUGAUAACGUGAAAGAGCCCGCCCGCUUCCUCGCCGCCCGUCAGAACCUGGUGCUGGAGGUGACGGUGCUGAGCACGGAGGGGCAGCUGCAGGAGCUGGUUUUCCCCCAGGAAUUGGGGGGGGGGGAGAGUUUCAUCCAACUGUCGGCGAAUACCUUGAAACAGAACAGCCGCAAUGGUGAGGGGGGGG